Molecule: messenger RNA, 2430 nt
Organism: Pristis pectinata (smalltooth sawfish)
Lineage: Eukaryota; Metazoa; Chordata; Chondrichthyes; Rhinopristiformes; Pristidae
Gene: drp2
Product: dystrophin related protein 2
Exons: 20
Coding region: 1-2430 (809 amino acids)
Biological process (GO): synaptic signaling
Cellular component (GO): plasma membrane
Molecular function (GO): protein binding; zinc ion binding
Source: RefSeq, a predicted model, not a curated record
AUGAACCUCUGCUGGAACGAGAUCAAGAAGAAAUCUCAAAAUAUCAGGGCUCGGCUGGAGGCACUCUCGGAUCACAGUGGCAAGCUGCAACUGUCCCUGCAGGAGAUCAUUGACUGGCUGACUGUGAAAGACGAAGAGCUGUCUGAGCAGCUUCCCUUCACAGGGGACAUUGGAGCAGUGCAGCGCUACAAUGAAUUCCACUCAGCUUUCAUGGAAGAUGUAAAAACUAAAGGACCAUUCAUAUUGGCAACUUUGGAGUCGGCUCAAGCAUUUCUAUCCCAGCAUCCUCUUGAGGAGACAGAGGAGCCAACACCAGAUAAAGAUAUGUCACCAAAGCAAAGAAUCCAGAACUUGAGUCGAUUCAUUUGGAAGCAGGCUAAUGUGUCAAGUGAAAUGUGGGAAAAACUGAGUGCUCGUUGCAUUGACCGGCACAGGCACAUCGAGAGAACAAUGGAGAGACUUUUGGAGCUCCAAAAUGCCAUGGAAGAGAUUAGUCUUGCCUUGGAUCAGGCUGAGGCUGUUAGAGAUUCCUGGGAACCCGUGGGAGAUCUCUUCAUUGAUUCAUUGCAGGAGCAUAUUGAUGCAACUAAGGUAUUCAAAGAUGAACUGGGAGCUGUAAAAGAUGGCAUGAAAAUAGCCAAUGAUCUGGCUCACCAACUUGCAAUCUCGGACGUACAUCUUUCCACAGAAAAUGCCCACCGUCUGGAGGAACUGACAUCAAGAUGGAAGAUCUUGCAGACCUCCAUAGAAGAACGCCUUAAGCAGCUUCAGGAUGCUCACCGUGACUUUGGUCCAGGGUCCCAACAUUUUUUAUCCACUUCUGUCCAGGUUCCAUGGGAGAGGGCCAUCUCACCAAACAAAGUACCAUACUACAUCAAUCACCAGGGACAGACCACAUGCUGGGAUCACCCAAAGAUGACCGAAUUGUACCAGUCACUGGCUGCUCUGAAUAACAUCAAAUUCUCAGCUUAUAGAACUGCCAUGAAGCUGAGACGUGUGCAGAAGGCACUUCGCUUGGAUCUGUUAAGCAUAAGCAGCGCCUCGAAUAUCUUCAGUCAAUACAAACUACAGCAGAGCGACCAGACAAUCGAUGUUCUGGAAAUCAUCCAGUGCCUCACCGCAAUGUACGAUCACCUCGAGCAGGAGCGUGGGAUCAUUGUUAACGUGCCUCUAUCUGUGGACAUGUGUCUUAACUGGCUUCUCAAUGUUUACGACAAUGGUCGCAAUGGCAAGAUUCGAGCAUUAUCCUUCAAAACCGGAAUUAUAACUUUGUGCAAUGCAGAGGUGGAAGAGAAAUAUCAGUACUUGUACAAGCAAGUGAGCAGCUCAACCAACCUGUGUGAUCAGCGGCACCUCAGCCUUCUCCUACAUGAAGCCAUUCAGAUCCCCCGCCAGCUGGGCGAGGUGGCAGCAUUUGGAGGAAGCAAUGUGGAACCCAGUGUCAGGAGCUGCUUCCGGUUUGUUAAUGAGGAGCCAGUAAUUGAGGUCACACAUUUCCUGGAGUGGAUGCGAUUGGAACCCCAGUCAAUGGUCUGGCUGCCAGUCCUGCAUCGUUUAGUAACUGCGGAAGCUGCAAAGCACCAAGCCAAAUGUCACAUCUGCAAACAAUGCCCUAUCAAAGGCUUCAGGUACCGCAGCCUGAAGCAGUUUAAUGUUGACAUCUGCCAAACAUGUUUCUUGACAGGAAGGGCAAGCAAGGGUCACAAACUGCACUAUCCCAUCAUGGAGUACUGCGCUCCUACAACAUCAGGAGAGAAUGUGCGAGACUUUGCAAAAACAUUGAAAAACAAGUUCCGAACCAAACAGUACUUCAGCAAACAUCCACAGAGAGGUUACCUACCUGUCCAAUCACUGAUGGAGGGGGACAACAUUGACACACCUGCCACAUCUCCAAUGUUGCCACAUGCAGAUACACAUUCCAGGAUUGAACACUAUGCCAGCAGGCUUGCAGAAAUGGAAAGUAAAAACUGCUCGUUCUUCAGUGGCAGCCUCUCACCUGAUGAAAGUGUCGAUGAUGAGCAGUUGGUGGUUCAGUAUUUCAGCCCUGAGACAGAUCAAGACUCUCCUCAAAAUCCAUCUCACAGUCCAAACCAGCUCUUGGGUACUCUGGACACUGAAGAGAAGACAGAACUUGAGGCCAUUAUCGGACAUCUUGAAAAUGAGAAUAGGAUCUUGCAGGAAGAAUAUAGGCGACUGAAAUGGCAGCACGAAGAAGCAGCAUUAUCCUCCUCUGUACAGGAGAGAUCACCCAGCUCCCCUCUCAGCCCUCGGGACACAGAGCUUCUUGCUGAGGCACGGUUGCUCCGACAGCACAAAUCCCGGCUGGAGACCAGGAUGCAGAUCUUGGAAGAUCACAACAAGCAACUGGAAUCUCAACUCCGGAGACUCCGGGAGUUGUUACUGCAGGUGAGAGAAUCAAGACAGAAUUAA